Messenger RNA from Mesorhabditis spiculigera, 360 nucleotides. The record is from the annotation of a GenBank genome assembly. NCBI's taxonomy places the organism in Eukaryota, Metazoa, Nematoda, Chromadorea, Rhabditida, Rhabditidae.
AUGAUCAUCUAUUUCCUCGCAUUUCCGUUGUGUACAAUCAUUUAUCAUCCACAUGUUUAUUGCUUUAAAAGCCGUCCUCCCACGCAAUCAGUCGAUCCAGCCGAUCCGUCAAUAUCACAGGGUGUCGCCCCUCUAGUACACAAUACUACAGCAACACGGCUGGCAUCAUUGGCUGAGAUAGCCGAGCCCUCUUCCUAUUCUGCAUCCCCACUUCCAUCUGCCAUCCCUCCACUCAGUUUUCCCAAUUUUUCGGAACGUGAUCGACCGGAGACGAAGCAAUGGAUCGACAGCGGAGAUCGUGGUAUCUACCACGAUUUCCACAUCGACGAGCCGUCUACAAUGGCCACGAUAGCAUUGGAU